Molecule: messenger RNA, 1697 nt
Organism: Sapajus apella (tufted capuchin)
Lineage: Eukaryota; Metazoa; Chordata; Mammalia; Primates; Cebidae
Gene: FTSJ1
Product: FtsJ RNA 2'-O-methyltransferase 1
Exons: 11
Coding region: 579-1592 (337 amino acids)
Biological process (GO): cytoplasmic translation; tRNA methylation
Cellular component (GO): cytoplasm
Molecular function (GO): tRNA methyltransferase activity
Source: RefSeq, a predicted model, not a curated record
AAUUUAGCUUCCCGGCACGCGAAAAAUGAAUGGGCGCCAUCGUGCGCGUGGCAUCUUGGGAAAUGUAGUUUACAGGCUAAAUGACAAGCAAGGUCCAAGAAGGGAGGGGCGGGGAAGCAAAGGAUCUUGUCCUCGGAAUAAAAAGAACAAAGAAUCGCUGACAGCUUGCGCGUCGCGGCGCUGCAGCCACGCAGCGCGUGGAUUUAGCCGCUUUGGACGUGCCCGUUGCAUGCCGGGAAAUGCAGUUCGCGAGCCCCAGUUACGUCGACACCAGACGACGGGACUCACGUUGUACGUUGAGAUCAGGUCCCGCACGCCGGAGCCUGGGCGAUCCACGAUGCCGAGUUUGCCACGCUGCCACAGCCCAUAGGCUUGCCCACCGGACAUUCGGGUGGACUAGGAGCACAAACUGGAGCCCUACGACUUGUCGCCCGUUUGCGCUCUCGCGGAGGCACAGGCUGGUCGAGGACCACCCUGAUCCAAAAACUAAGAGGUAGGUGAUCGCCCAGUCAUCUGGUUACUGAUACUGGGAGGCACCAGCUGACUGUCCACAGGUCCUUGGGCAACUGGUGUAUGAAAUGGGACGGACGUCGAAGGACAAGCGGGACGUCUACUACCGCCUGGCCAAGGAGAAUGGCUGGCGUGCCCGCAGCGCCUUCAAACUGCUACAACUGGACAAGGAAUUCCAUCUCUUUCAAGGCGUGACACGGGCAGUUGACUUGUGCGCAGCCCCGGGCAGCUGGAGCCAAGUGCUGAGCCAGAAGAUUGGAGGCCAAGGGUCCGGCCACGUGGUGGCUGUGGACCUGCAGGCUAUGGCUCCACUACCAGGUGUAGUACAGAUCCAGGGCGACAUCACUCAGCUGUCCACUGCCAAGGAGAUCAUCCAGCACUUCAAGGGCUGCCCUGCGGACCUAGUGGUGUGUGAUGGGGCUCCUGAUGUAACCGGUCUCCAUGAUGUUGACGAGUAUAUGCAGGCGCAGCUCCUCCUAGCUGCUUUGAACAUUGCUACACAUGUCCUGAAGCCAGGGGGCUGCUUUGUGGCCAAGAUAUUCCGAGGCCGGGAUGUGACGCUCCUCUAUAGCCAGCUGCGGGUCUUCUUCUCCAGCGUGCUGUGCGCCAAGCCCAGGAGCAGCCGGAACUCCAGCAUCGAGGCCUUCGCUGUCUGUCAGGGCUAUGACCCUCCCGAGGGCUUCAUGCCGGACCUGAGCAAACCCCUGCUGGACCACUCUUACGACUCAGAUUUCAACCAGCUGGAUGGUCCCACUCGCAUCAUUGUGCCUUUUGUGACCUGUGGGGACCUGAGCUCCUAUGACUCGGACCGCAGUUACCCACUGGACCUAGAGGACGGCUCAGAGUACAAGUAUACUCCACCUACACAGCCCCCCAUCUCACCACCAUACCAGGAGGCCUGCACGUUGAAGAAGAAGGGGCAGCUGGCCAAGGAGAUCCGCCCCCAGGACUGCCCCAGCAGCAGAGUGGACACAUUUCCCCAGUCCCUGGCCGCCCCUCAGUGCCACACCCUGCUGGCCCCUGAGGUCUGGAAAUGUGACUCUGAGCCUACAUUGACCCCUUCCCCAUUUGCCUCUCUCUGACCCAAACCUCAUGGUUUCUGGGGCCAAAAUUCUCUUUCCUGCCUCCCAAUAGCUAUAAAAAAUUGGUAAAACCAAGCAUAAUGAAUGGAAAAGUUUCACCAAACA